Molecule: messenger RNA, 1976 nt
Organism: Pseudonaja textilis
Lineage: Eukaryota; Metazoa; Chordata; Lepidosauria; Squamata; Elapidae
Source: RefSeq, a predicted model, not a curated record
GCAACGUGUAUGGUUUGAAUUAUGUGAAGCCAGCUCCUGUUUCUUAAAGAACUGUAGGUUUUCUGUAAGUCUUAUAGCUGGGUAAUUGGAAACGUCACCAGCUACAGGAAGUGGCCCAGUGGAAAUUAUUUGCCGUUCGAACAGCCAUUAUCUUUCAAUCUCACCAGAAAGGAAGUGUCAGCCUCUCGCAUCUUCCGAGCUUUUUCCUUCGUGGCUCCCGCGGAGGAUCCCCUGAAAAAUGCUCCCGCAUAACAUGACCUGGAUGAAGUACCCGAGCCUGAGCAAAGAUUCCUCCACCGACUUCGAACAGAUUAUAUUUGCACAACAAGUCAUCUCAAGGUUCAUGCACGCCUACAUCGGUUUCUUCGUGCCGCCGGGUUUGUUAGCCGGCAUGGUUAUCUUGGGCGUUUGCAUCCAGAAUUAUCGAAGUCAUGUCCUGGACAAAUUAGACGUCUUGUUUUUCUCCCAGACGGUCAGCAACAUCUUUGUCGUCCUCCUCUCGCUCACCCUUGCCGUGCGGCCGGCUUACCUCCGAUUGUCUUACCUCGGGUGUGGAUCGCUCUCGUUCUUCUUCAACCUGGGCUACUUCUCGUCUCAGUUCCUCCUCCUCUUAAUCAUCCUGAGCCUUUUCCUCAGCAGGCGCCCGGCCCAAAACGCUCUGAUCAGCAAGGCGCACCAAAGCCCAGGCGUGUGUGUGGCUUUCAUCCUGAUGGGUAGCUUCUGCGCCGCCUUGAUGCUGAGCGCGCUGCUGGGCAUCGAGCAUUACCAGGAAGAAACGGACUGCCAGCUGGACCCUUUGUUUGCCUGGCCUGAAUACGAGAUCGUUAAAUUUGCCUUGGGGUUCGGCGCUCCGACGUUGGCCGAGCUCCUCCUCUCUAUUCUAGCAUUUGUGAAAAAGACGCCGGUGGGUCGAUACGCCUCCGGGAAAAACAGCCAGCCACUUUGGGCUGUUUCAGCCAUGGCGGCAAGCAUGCUGUCAUGCCGUCUGUUUUACAACGUCCUGAUCCUGUCCAGGGCCACCUUGAAGAUCAAGGGAGAGGCGGGGACUGUUCAGAAUGAGCUGAUCAUGAAUAUCGCGGAGGUGGUUUUGUUCUGCGACAGCUGCACAAGUUUGGUGCUUCUCCUCUUCCUGCACCCCUCCUACAGGACGGCCCUGUUGAAUGCACUUAAACAUCUCACAAGGGGUUGUGGGAGGGGGAGACGGGGCGCCAACAGGGCCGGUGGAAUUCAAGGCAAUGAAACUGGGCUUUCCGAAAUGCGCUGACAAAGAUGGUCAUGACAUCAAAAGCCGGCCACUUGGCAACUGGUUCAUGUUUGUGACAGCUGCCAUAUCUUGGGGUCAAAGGAUCCCCCUUUGCAACCUUGGGGCCAGCAAAGUCCCUGGGGGAAGCCAGAUUCACUUAACAACCGUGUUACUAGCUUAAUGACAAGUUUGCUUAACGACUGUGACAAGAAAAGAUGGUAAAACGGGACAAAGCUCUCUUUAACAAACGUCUCUCACUCAUCCACAUGAAUCCUGGGCUCGACAGCCAUCGUAAGUCGAGGACUGCCUGGAAAUACGUCCAAGCCAGCCUAUGAAAGCAUCCAGCUUUUGAGAUCCGAACCGGCAGAAAAUCUGGCGACCUUCCGAAAGGUUUUGCAGCUUUGAUGAGCUUAGGAGUAAAGAGCAAUCGGGAAAGAAAGAGCUAAAACUUAACCACACAUCACAAAAGGAUGCCAGCGAUGGCCGGCACGAGACAGGGAGCUUGACAACCAGAAAAUGUGGAUUGCGCUGUCAACGGCAAAGGAAGAAUCUUGUUUGCAAAGCGACAAGGGGAAGGAAACAGGUUGGCUUAGCAAAGAAAUAGCAGGGCUCGGGCUUGGAAAUUCCCUUCUCGGGGAUGAGAAGAGGCUUAGGGGGGAUUUGCUAAUUUCUGGCCAAAGUAAGGCCACACCUAGAGUACUGUAUCCAGUUUUGGUCACCACACCUACAAGGU